Molecule: messenger RNA, 1294 nt
Organism: Neltuma alba
Lineage: Eukaryota; Viridiplantae; Streptophyta; Magnoliopsida; Fabales; Fabaceae
Exons: 3
Coding region: 119-1294 (391 amino acids)
Source: RefSeq, a predicted model, not a curated record
GGUGGAAGUGUGCAAGUUGUGGCGGGAGCUGGAGGAAAAAGUUGGGAGGGACCACGAACGUGGGAGCAUGAACGCGCGAAGCAACAACUGAACGACGGAAGCGAGGUAAUGAAGAUAAAUGAAUUUCGAAGCUGGGUCAUCUUGUGGGAAGGAGCUGUUCUGUUAUUUUCAUGUGGGGGGGAAAUUUGUGACAAAUGGUGAAGGUGAAGUGAGAUAUAAUGGAGGUGGCGUGAGGUUAAGAAGCAUUAAGGAUGGGCUGACACUUGAUGAAUUGAGGCUAAUGAUAUCUGAGUGGAUUGGUGGCGAUGGAAGAAAUUAUGACAUUAAGUACACAGUGGCCUUUGAUGAGAAGACAUUGAUUGACCUUCAUGACAAUGCUGAAAUGUAUAACCUCUUUCAAUACAAUGGGAACAGCGGUCAUGUGUAUGUGGCCGAAAAAAGACAAGUGGGUCCCCAACCAAGGGACAAUGUAGAAAUAACAGAGAGAUUCAUGGGCAUGUCACAGCAAACGGAACUGGAUGCGUCUCCCAUUAGUUUGUGUUGUGAUUAUGGCUGGCUCAGUGAAGAAAAUGCUCGUGAAUGUGACAAUGAUGAAAUAAGUGGGCCCCCUAAUGUGGAUAAAUCUAUCGGAGCUGAAGAUACGGAUGGUAGUGAGAUGGUUCAUGCGGAAUGGAGGGGACUUUUAACAGGAGUGGGCCAACGUUUUCCUAGUGCAGAUGUAUUUCGGGUGUCUGUAUACAAGUUUGCACUUGCAAACAAGUUUGUGGCCAAGUAUAUGAGGAAUAGCAAGGAAUUCAUGUCGAUAAGGUGUAAAGUUGAGGGUUGUCCAUGGAAGCUAUGUGCAAAUCAUGUGGGGAAGAGUUGUGAUGUGCUACGAGUGACGACAUUUAUAAACCGGCAUGUUCAUUCUGCCCAAGAUAGCUUGGACGUGAUGCAUAGUGGAAGAGCUAGUUUGAACUCAUCAAUAAUAAUUGAUGAGAUGAGGGAUCAUGCAGACAAGCGCACUUCUGAGAUAAGGAAGAGGUUGAAACGAGAGUAUGGGAUUGAUCUAACAUAUAAACAGGCUUAUAGAGCAAGAGAGAAGUCACUGGAAGACAUAUAUGGCAGGCCUGAACAAUCAUACAUGCUCAUACCAUGGCUAUGCGAAAGGAUAAAGGAAACAGAUGAAAAAUCAGUGGCUGAAUGGACUGCUAUUGGGAACCGGUUUGAGCGUGUUUUCAUUGCCUACGGGCAUGCAUUGAGGGUUUCUUGGGUGGCGCGAGGCAUAUUAUGUAUGUUGAUGGAACUCACUUAA